This is a messenger RNA of Quercus lobata, 789 nucleotides long. It is a transcript of the gene HP6, whose product is annotated as histidine phosphotransfer protein 6. Gene Ontology annotation, biological process: phosphorylation; cytokinin-activated signaling pathway; phosphorelay signal transduction system. Gene Ontology annotation, cellular component: cytoplasm; nucleus. Bases 155 to 625 code for a protein of 156 amino acids. Gene Ontology annotation, molecular function: protein histidine kinase binding; histidine phosphotransfer kinase activity. The transcript is spliced from 5 exons. The record is from RefSeq and is a predicted model, not a curated record. Lineage: Eukaryota; Viridiplantae; Streptophyta; Magnoliopsida; Fagales; Fagaceae.
ACCCUACACCCCGAAGCAAGUGAAGAAAAAGGAAAAGAAAAAUAAGAGAUAUCUAUUAGCUUAAUUGGGGCUUAAAAGUUAAACCCACUUAGGUUUUUUUUAUACUGUUUUUAGGUUCAAGAAGUGAUUAGCCAAGACGGGUCUUCCUGUGUGGAUGCUUGGGUUGGGUGUGGAUCGGUUGCGAGCCGACAUGAAUCGUUUGCUCGCUUUGCUCUUCCACCAGGGAGUAUUGGAUGAGCAAUUCUUGCAGCUGCAGCAGCUUCAAGAUGAGAGCUCCCCAAACUUUGUCUCUGAGGUUGUUAAUAUCUAUUUCCAUGAGUCCGAGAAGCUCUUGAGGAACCUCAGAGGACUUUUGAUGGAUAAGGAGUUCUCGGACUACAAGAAAAUUGGAAUCCAUUUGAAUCAGUUUAUGGGAAGUAGCUCAAGCAUAGGUGCAAAGAGAGUCAGAAAUGUAUGCGUUGCCUUUCGCGCCGCUUCUGAACAGAACAACCGUGCCGGGUGUUUGAGAGCAUUGGAGCUGCUAGAGCAUGAGUAUUGCUACCUCAAAAACAAAUUGCACGAACUGUUCCAUAUAGAACAGCAACGAGUGUUAGCAGCUGGAGUUAGGUACCCAAUGCAACACUAAAAAGCAAGCUAUAAUGACUAUAUUUGAGUGCCACCUUUUUGUUUCAACUCCCUGUGCUAAAAACCACGCUAACCCAGAGAGAAGGAAUAGAAGUUAGAGAUGGGGUUUUGAUGUCACUUUCACCUGCUCACCUGCCUACGAUGUAGAGUUGUUCUUUGUUUUGA